Messenger RNA from Linum tenue, 1115 nucleotides. The record is from the annotation of a GenBank genome assembly. Lineage: Eukaryota; Viridiplantae; Streptophyta; Magnoliopsida; Malpighiales; Linaceae.
CUCGAUAGUGGUCUUGACAAAUCCAAUUCUUCCAACCUGAUAAAUAAGUUCGGCCUGCUUGUGUUUGGGCCACUGAUGUUGAUCUGAAGGCCAUGUAACAGUCCAAGUACCAAAUCUUUGUGGUUUGUGCCUUUCUGUUUUUUUUUUUUACAAGGAGGUUUGUGCUUUUCUGUUGUGAACUUGUGAUUCUUUUAAACGAGACAACGACGACUGGGACCUCUGCAAAGAUAUUUUGGCCUUGUAGUUUUUUGGUUACGAAUGAGUGCCUCGUUCUGGGUAACCUGAGUCAAUCAUCUAUUCUCCAAUCAGAUAAGAAGCAGAAGCAGAAGUAGCGCCGGGAAUGGAAGCAACAUCAGCAACCACAGUAGUUCCAACAUCAUGGCUCUCCUCUCUACAACCCAAACUCAUCCCCAACAGAUUACCAAUCCCAGCUCCCUCCACCACCACCACCACAAGCCGCCACCAAUUGUCUACUGCUUUUCGCUCGAUCAGCUGCCGUGGCAGUCGACUGUAUUGCCACAAGAUGUAUGUUCCUGGUGGGUGUCUGUCCCUGCAGUCCCUCACCCUCAUUUUCUCCAUACAAAAGCCAAAUUAUGAACAUUUCUUUUACCUCUCAGGAUUUGGAGAGUCGCCGGAGUCCAAGGCAGCUAAGUACCUCGUCAGUUUCUUCACCUACGUUGCGCUCGAGAUUGUAUCCGCCCAGCUGAGGGCCUAUAACCGGGAAGCACACGCAGAGUUGAUGGAAUUUCUUGACAGCCAUCCCCUCAAGGACGGAGACGAGUUCUGUGCUGCCCUCAUGCGUCAAUCCUCCAGACACAAGGGUUUGGCUCUGCGAAUCAUAGAGGUGCGAUCAGCUUACUGUAAGAUGGACUUCGAGUGGGACAACCUUCAUCGACUAGCCCUCAAGAAGGUUAGCGACUCCAAUACGCGCCUCAUGCGAGAUUACGUGUCGGAAACCAGCCACGAGACUUGACUGGCCAGGAAGAAGAUCACCAUCACUGUUGCAGUCACCGGCUGUACCUGCACCUGUGCAAAGAUUCGUAUAGCAUCUAGAUGCCUAAGAUGUAUAUAACAUAAACUUUUAUACAUAGUUGCCUUUCAGAAAUGAAGCACCA